CACGGAUACACACGGCUUUUGCAUUGACGACACUGUGACUUCUAGCUGGAUCUCUGCUUGCGGUCUGCGUGCCCGCCAGUGCCUCUGCCUCGUCGAGAGCGCGAGGUCGGAGGGCUGCGUUUGCGGAUGGAUGGCAGACAGUCAGUCCCUGAUCACCUACCUGCAAGUCAAGGCCUGGCUGCCAUGGCCUCACGCGCGUCCAGGGCCGUCGCGUCACCACAGCUGUUGUUUGGUCGCAAUUCUUCACACUCGGCGCAAGGCGUCGUGCGCCCUCUGCUUGCUGCACACAAUUUCCCACCGACGUGACGCGCAAGAGUAACUGAGAGCGAGCUUGUUGCAAUCAAAUGACGACAGCGUGAGUCGGCGACCCGCUGCAGACAACCUUACUCCAGACACCUAACACCAAGAGGAGGCAAGGGAAUAGGGAUGCAGUACCGUACAGUACGUACGCCUGUUCCUUCGGCUUCCGAGAAUCGCGCGCUCCCUCUGCUCGCAGUCUCCCCGCCGCAAUAUCCGCCAUCUCGUGCGAUCCGCUCAGUCCUCAGCAAUUUCUAUUCGCCGAGCUUAACAGCAAGCACACUUUGCCGCCCUCACCCCCCACUCGAGCUUGAUGCAAAAGAGGAUGCGGGAAUUGCAUGGCUUCCUUUGCAAGCGCGGGCGGACCUUCGGGAACGCUAGCGGGACUCGCGAAUGGGAAAACAAGACCAAAAAAAAAACAAAAAAAAAGGUCCCACCCACGAGUGAGAGUAGUCUGAAUGUGGGGGUGGUCCAAUCAAAAUCCAGAUUCAAGAAUCGCCAAUGUGAAUGUUGAAGCGUCGCCGCACUUUGUAACGAACGAGCCUUUGCCCCGAACAUUGUGCGCUGGCGAGAAGCAGCGGGCGUGCUGGCACUCUUGAAACUUGGAAGAGCUCUUACUUCCAGAGUGCGAGGUCGUCCAGCCUCGACAAGUCUUGCUCUAUAUCCAGUCACGAGUGAGACAGACGCGGCACCCAAAAAAAAAAAAAGGAAAGACCUGAUCGCGAAGGGAUGUGCGUG
Messenger RNA from Ceraceosorus bombacis, 1035 nucleotides. The record is from the annotation of a GenBank genome assembly. Lineage: Eukaryota; Fungi; Basidiomycota; Exobasidiomycetes; Ceraceosorales; Ceraceosoraceae.